AUGCUCUUCAAGUCACUUUGCAGACUCGUGCACGACAUAUUAGAGACGAUUUACGAGACGAUCGAUUUAAAGUAUGAUAGGAUGAUCCGUGCCGAUGCACUGCUUACUUCAUCCACUUUUGAUGAUCAUAGACAGCAGCUGAUGUUCAUUUUCACUUGUCUUGAUCACUGCCACCAGUUGGAGGAGCUUUCUGAUGAUUUCAUCAAAUGGAUCAUGUGUCGAUUCAUUCGAUCGCGGACGAGUAUCGUUGUCAAUGCGAAACUUGGUGGCUUUCUUCAAGAGAAAAUUCUCCACCUGGGUGGUCUGAUUACUGACAAAGACGGUUUCCUUCUGCAUAUAGUUAAGCAGCUGGCAGUUCUGGUUGACGGAGGAAAUUGUAUCACCCUUGGAGAGAAUGCAGGAAAGUACGAUUCCCAAGUGGUUCUCAGCGAGGUUUCUGAUUGCCGUAAUAUAGUAUAUCUCUCUCUUUUGGAUAUAAUAAGCCACGUGAAGUUCCGCUUUGAGUCGUUGUCCUGUAAGACAUUGCAGUUGUUGUGGGUGUCUCUUGUGAGCAUUUGUGCCGUUGGACCACCUCGUCUCAAAGCGGCAUGUGUGCUACUCUUUCAAAGAUUGUUAUCGCUGGAUUUGGGAAAUGAAAUUGUUUCGCGGCUAGUGUUUGAUGUAAUUAUGUCAACAGAAGAAUUCAUACAUGCGCAAAAUAAGUCGACGGCUGGCCUUGAAAUAUUGCUUCAAGCUCACGAAAGCUGUCUUAAGGUACUUAUGGAGUUGCUUGAAGAUGUUGAACAUAAGAGAUCGUUCGAAGGAAUAGCCGUCUCGGUUAUUUUGUCUUGGGGUACUCGUGCUGCUGAACUGGGAUUUCUUCAUCCUAUCACGCCUGCUCGGUUUGAAAUCGUCACCACAGCCGUCUCUCGCCUUCUAUGCCGUUUGAAAGGAGAUUUCAACGAAGAGCACAUGAAACUGAUAAAUUCAUUAGCUGAUCUCAUUCAGAAGCUGGUUGAACGUUUACUCACCGCCGAGCCAGUCGGUAAUGGCAAUAUUGUUGAGAAAUUACAUUCAUACUACUCAUUUUUGCUCAAUGUCGACUUGAUUUCAUCGCAGAGUGCUCGAGGUGAUUGGAUAGCAUCAUAUUGUGAAUCACGUUGGCAAGCGCUUCUACGCUCUGGAAAGCACGGUGAAGCAAUGAAAAUAAGACGAAUAACAACUGCAGCUCUAUCCUUGUGUAGUGGCAGAAAUGCUUCAUCGGUGCUUGUGAAUAUCCUACCGACAGAGCAGCAACUAAUUCAAGUUCUUGAAGCUGCUUCAUCAUUAGGCUCUGCGGCUUCUGGAGUAUUUCUUACUGUUUUUGAAAUCGUCGGCGAUUUGGUUUCUCGUCACACUAAUUUUCCUCCGUCUGCCACCGUCGCCUUUCUCUCUCUACCGUGGCUCUUGGAUCCUGACCUGCAGCUGCAGUCAAAGCGCCACAUGAACUCGUUGCCUCUAUUGAGAGAAAUGAUUCGCCUGGUCAAAGCACACGCUAUAAGUUCAAGUGACGAUAUUUUGGAGUACACUUUGUCUGCUCUGUCAGCUGUACACGGGUUUUGUGAUUGGCGUCGUACUAUCUUGCUUUCGGCGAUGUCCUCUCAUCGGCCACAUCUGGUUCAAGCUGCUCUAUCCCAUUUGGCGAUGUUUGUAUCAUCACUCGACGCCGCUUCAUUGCAUCGUUUACUCACCCCAGCAAUUGAAUUGGCUUCAAAUCCAACUUUUACGGCACUCAAGUUGUCCAGACUUUUCCGACCGCUGCGUGCACCAGUUAUUUAUUCGUGCUCUACACUUUCUUGAUUCCACGGCAAUAUUCAAUGACUGUAAGAGGACGGUUCAAGAGCUAGCAGCGAAGGAAUUUUCUGACUCGCGAGAUACUCGGCGUUUUUUCGCAAGAAGGAAGAGGGCAUUUUGUUCGGAUAUAGUGAACGAAGUGUUGUAUUCCACAUGGCAUGCUGAUGAAGAGGAGUCAGAUAAUGUGAUUAAUGAGGAGAUUGAUGAUUUGCUCCAAGUUGCUGGGGAUAUUUUUGGUUUUGAAAAUAUUCCAAGCUUCAUCCGUGCAGCAGUGUAUAUUGUUCCACAAAUCCUUUUGUCUCACUCGGAACAGAGACAAGUUGCUGUGAAGAUGCUGGACAGGAUUAGAUUUCAUCUCUCGAAAAACGUGCAGGAUUUGAUAUCCGAGCUGCGAAUACCUUGGGUUUCUCUUGUCGUUCCGUCGCAGUCUUCUCGAUGACGAUCACUAUGAGCAACGUUCAGUAUUGCUAUCCAGUCUCGCCACUAUAAUACGGUUGAUCGAUGAAAAGUUCCUUGAAGAAACAUCUAAUAAAGUUAUGGUUGUUCUUCGUGCUGCCACAGUUGUUGGCGAAGGUGCGGUAGCCGUCUGGAAGGAAUUUGUACGACGGCUGGGUGACAGAAUGCUAGCCAAUUUGCUGCCCAAAAUCCUGAUUGCGAUACAACCAUUGCUGAAGUUUCCGGCCACAAACGAAUUACUGGACAAUAUUUUUGAUCGGAGAAAACCGCUGGAAAUAGACCAAAGCGAAGCGUUUGAGCGAACUGCGAUGGUGCUGGUGAACAGUGAAGCUGGGGAUUCAUCUCGAAUCAAUUUCCAUCUUCGUCGUACAUCUACCAAUAACUCCAUCGAGCACAUAGUUUCAGGUUGUGUUCGGAUGCUGAUGGAAGAAUGUGAAACCGUGGGUCGCGUUGUACUACAAAAAUUACUAUCAGUACUGGACGGCAAUCCCUUGCCGGAUACUUUAGCCGCCAGCCUGAUACCAGCUCUUUUACACACCAUGCGUAAUUGUGGUGAUGUCAGCCUUCGUGUGUUAUCUGCACAGUGUCUGGGUAGACUAGCAGCGGUAGAUCCUGGUAGAAUCGGUUCGUCUAGUGGCAUCUCUACAUCUGAUCAGAAGAAGAUAGUUUUCGUUGAUGACGCUAAAGAAUUUUACGUGGAUAUUUUGGAGCGAGCUUGGCGUGUCUACUCGAAUCUGUUAGACGCAGAUGUGCUUGAUCAAGUAGAAUUCGCUCUUCAGUCAUUAAUGUCUGAGCUCGUAGGAAAAUCGGAUGAAUUUGGGAUUAUGGAGCGACUGAGCGAAGAAUGUCGUCGAGAUAUUGAACCCUUCCGGAGCAGUAGUCUCGUACAAACGCAUGACCGAAGAGGACCGAUCAAAGAGAGGCCGGUUGUGGAUCAUGUGCAAGGAUAUGAAGAAUGGUUGCUACAGUGCUUUAUCAUUGGCGUACCUAAGGUGCGCCAGCAUCCGGACAAGGAGUUGUUCAAAGCUUUGAAAUGGAUUGUAUUUGCAAAGGAUACNGUAUUCACGCAACAUAUGCUACCUCAGCUGAUUAUUCGCCUGAUACUCGAGAAUAAUGAAGACAUGAUUAGUGAGUACUGUGACGAAAUGACAAGUGUGUUGGCUCGAGUGGUAUCGAAUGCUGCCAGUUGGAGACGACUGGCGGCACACGUGGUGUUUUCUGUGUUAGAUACAUUAGAACAGUAUGCGAUCAGAAGGCUGGCCAAGAAGAGGCCUAAUGAUAAGGAACUGGAAAGGACACAAGCAUUUCUGUCUCGAGUCUUCUCUGAAAAGGCCUCCAAUGGUUCCUUGCUGGUAGUAGUGGCUGCAGAGAAGUGUCAAUGCAUGCAUCGAGCUCUUCGAUGGUGUGAGCAGCAUGAAAUCAAGCAGGACGACCUUGGUUGUAAUAUCUUCGACCGGAACCACUUUUAUACCCUUGAGCGCAUCUAUACUCAACUACAAAACGUGGACGGUGUUCUGGGAUCAUUUGAAUGCAUCUCAGCUUGUACAUCACCAACAGCAGACGAACGAAUUCUGGCUCUAGAAGCAAAUGGUGACUACAAUGAGGCUCUGCCCCUCUACUCGCAGUCUGUGAAUAACAAGGAGCUUCAACUCAUCAAAUGUCUUCUGCGACUCAAUCAGCCUCAACUAGCGUUGAACACUGCAAUCUCGUUUCAAGAAAAUGAUGAGAAAUCUUCUCAUUUGACAAGUUCGUUGGCCUCCAGCCAACUUGAGGCCACUUGGCAUUUGAGAGAUUGGGGAAGACUGGAGAAAAUGGUUCAAAAAUGUGACCCACUACUGGACCGUCACGAUUCGUCGUGGGGAGCAGCUUGUGCUUCGAUUCUGUGUGCUGUUAAGCGCCGCGAAUCUGUGAAGUUGACAGAGAGGCUUCUGGCAGCUCGUCAACGCCUCGUCGAGCGAAUAACUGCAAAAACCAUCGAAGAUUCAAACACAUACACCCAAGCGUAUAAAUACAUAGCCAAUCUACACGUCUUGGAAGAAAUCGACGAAUCUAUGCACUCUCUGUCACUUCUGUCGAACCAGAAGCCUGUUAACCUGAGGGCAGUUCUGGACAAGUGGCAGGCUCGAUCGGAAUGUGUGAUGCAGUGCUCAAAUAUCCUGGAACCGAUUCUGUUGGUACGUCGGGAGUUGCUUCGGGCCACUGCCGAUGUGGGAACUGUCGAUCGCCGAGAUGUCGACAACGCUGUCACUCAACUUCUUGUGCAGAGUUGUCGCUUAGCUCGGCAAUCAGGCCACAUCCAGAUUGCGUGGACGUUCCUGGUAGAAGCCAAAGCGUUGGGCGUGAACUUGAAGGAUGUUGGAAUGGAGGAAGCGCGAUUUGAGUUCCAAAAGGGCAGCCAGUCUCAAGCGAUCGGGCUUCUAACCAAGUUGUUGAAUACCAAAUUUGCUGACAUGAACAAAUUGUUUACGGAUUUCGUUCAUUGGCACGAAUCUGGUGCAAAGAGUACGGCAGACUCUCCAGACGUUCUCGUGAAGAAAACCAGUAAGGAAUCGAGGGCCGCCUUCGCAGAGGUUCAGUUACUGCGCGCUGAGUACAUGCUGAAAUCAGGAGCGGUGGCGGCGACAGAUCUCUACCAGAUCUAUUUGUCACUACAGCGAUUUGACGUACCUUCUGAGGAUCUUCAUUAUCGUGUGGCAGUGUUUUGUGAUGGAAUGUAUAGCAAUGAUACUGAGAAGGUUCGAAGCGAUUUGGUUGCGAACAUCCUGAAGUCCUACACGAAUGCUCUACGUUUUGGCCGUACACAUUUGUUUCACGCAAUGCCAAGAAUGCUUACGAUAUGGCUGGACGUUAGUCAGAAAAAGACUGAGGCGAUUCAAAGCCGUGGAUCAGAUGCCCGUGCCACCGAAAUGAACAAUAGAGACAAUAACGAUAUAACGCAAAUGAAUACGGAAAUCUCUCGAGCAUUCCGACAACUUGAUUCGUACGCAUUCUACACAGCAUUCCCUCAGCUGAUCUCACGUAUAGUACAUCCUAACGCAUCAGUCUUUUCAACUCUGAAGGCUAUCUUGGCUGAUCUCAUCUGUAAAUAUCCUCAUCAAUGUAUAUGGCAAUCAAUAGCUGUUUACAGAACUGGUCCAUGGCAGAAAAACAUUCGUCAAGAAAGGUUCGAGAUGCUGUUUUGCAACUACUCUCUGUUUUCUCAACUUUUUUUCAUGUCUUAUUGGUUUUUUACUCAUCUUACUGCAUUGCAAAGUCGUUUUGCGCUUUCUGUUGCUAUUCUGUUUCGCUUUUGGAUCGCGUACUUUCGCUGGCAUAGCACAAGUACGAAUUCGAGUCCCUUUCGCGAUCGAAGUUUUGACCGUAACUCGUCAACCUUAAAAGAGUUCGGUUAA
This is a messenger RNA of Haemonchus placei, 5660 nucleotides long. The record is from the annotation of a GenBank genome assembly. NCBI's taxonomy places the organism in Eukaryota, Metazoa, Nematoda, Chromadorea, Rhabditida, Trichostrongylidae.